AUGGGUUUCAACCCAUCUCCUCCUGGAAGGAAAAAAGAAAGCCAAAUAAGAGAUCAAGAGGCCAGCAAGAAUAUAGCAGAUGGUACUCAAAUGACCAUCCGUGAGGUCAUUGAGAAGUGGUGGUCUAUUGAUGUCAAAGGUACUAGUAUGAAUAGAAUUGCUAAAAAAUUAAGAAAUGUGAAGGACACUAUUAAAAAAUGGAAUAAGGAGGUUUUCAAAGAUUUGUUUGCUGCCAAGAUGAAAACCCAGUUGGAACUCAAGGAAAUGCAGGAUAAAAUCCAAAUGAGUGGAUAUAAUGAAGUCUCACUAAGGGAGGAAAAUGAAGUGCUGGUGAAGUACCACAAGAUUAUUAGAAGAGAGGAAGAAUUUUGGAAACAAAGGUCUAGAUCCCUAUGGCUUAAAGCUGGGGAAAGGAAUACUAGAUUCUUCCAUAUGAACACGAUGAAACACAAGGCUUCUAAUAGAAUCUCAAAGUUGAAAAUUGGGGGAACUGAAAUGAGGAAGGAUCAUGAGAUCAGGAAGGAGGCGAGGAACUUCUUUACAUCACUUGUUUUAGCGGACUUUGGUCUGGAUGGUCAUUCUCAGAGUGCAAUCCUUGAGAAUAUCCCUUCUACUAUUAAUGAGGAUCAGAACAAGGCCUUGGUGGCCAUCCCUUCUGAGGAGGAAGUUAAAAAAGUAGUCUUUUCUUUUGAUGGGAACAAAGCCCCAAGUACGGAUGGAUUUCUAUUAUUCUUCUUUCAAACCUUCCGGGACAUCCUCAAACCUAAUGUUGUUAAAGGUGUGCAAGAAUUUUUUGGGGCUAGAAUGAUCUUAAAGGAACUUAAUACAACAUUCUUGGUUUUGAUAUCCAAAUGCCCAGGGGCAGACUCUAUGGAUAAGUUCUGA
Messenger RNA from Cryptomeria japonica (Japanese cedar), 885 nucleotides. RefSeq lists its product as uncharacterized. The record is from RefSeq and is a predicted model, not a curated record. NCBI's taxonomy places the organism in Eukaryota, Viridiplantae, Streptophyta, Pinopsida, Cupressales, Cupressaceae. The transcript is spliced from 2 exons. The coding region runs from base 1 to 885 and encodes 294 amino acids.